Pipra filicauda (Wire-tailed manakin) is the source of this 2953-nucleotide messenger RNA. RefSeq names its product serine/threonine-protein kinase PAK 3-like. Lineage: Eukaryota; Metazoa; Chordata; Aves; Passeriformes; Pipridae. Gene Ontology annotation, cellular component: cytoplasm. The record is from RefSeq and is a predicted model, not a curated record. The coding region runs from base 113 to 2914 and encodes 933 amino acids. Gene Ontology annotation, biological process: regulation of actin cytoskeleton organization; protein phosphorylation; intracellular signal transduction. Gene Ontology annotation, molecular function: protein serine/threonine kinase activity; ATP binding. The transcript is spliced from 22 exons.
CAAAUCUUUGCUUGCACGUUGCAGAAGUAUCCUCCUGCUCAAGGUGUUCUCAGUGAACAGGGGUGUCAUUUAUUCUCUUCUUGGAGCACAGCACUUGCACAGCACUGCUAAAAUGGCUGAGCCAAUCGCUGCUGCAGUUUGCACUGUCUAUUCUAUGGGUUAUUCUGGCUAUUAUUUGACCCAUCUGGCACGUCAUCUCACCUAUGGAUGGAGAGAAGCUGAUCCUUCAAGCACAAACCAAACAUCAGCACCUCCUCAGUCUCCCUCUGUUCCUGGAGAAGAGGGCAAAGAGGAGGAAAAUUACAACAACCCUCCGUCUGUUGCUGCACCACAGCCUGGACAACCUGAAUCAAGUGCAAAACCAGCAUUAGAACUUGUUCGGUCUCCCUCUGUUCCUGGGGAAGAGGGCAAAGAGGAGGAAAAUUACAACAACCCUCCGUCUGUUGCUGCACCACAGCCUGGACAACCUGAAUCAAGUGCAAAACCAGCAUUAGAACUUGUUCGGUCUCCCUCUGUUCCUGGGGAAGAGGGCAAAGAGGAGGAAAAUUAUAACAACCCUCCAUCUGUUGCUGCACCACAGCCUGGACAACCUGAAUCAAGUGCAAAACCAGCAUUAGAACUUGUUCGGUCUCCCUCUGUUCCUGGAGAAGAGGGCAAAGAGGAGGAAAAUUACAACAACCCUCCGUCUGUUGCUGCACCACAGCCUGGACAACCUGAAUCAAGUGCAAAACCAGCAUUAGAACUUGUUCGGUCUCCCUCUGUUCCUGGGGAAGAGGGCAAAGAGGAGGAAAAUUACAACAACCCUCCGUCUGUUGCUGCACCACAGCCUGGACAACCUGAAUCAAGUGCAAAACCAGCAUUAGAACUUGUUCGGUCUCCCUCUGUUCCUGGGGAAGAGGGCAAAGAGGAGGAAAAUUAUAACAACCCUCCAUCUGUUGCUGCACCACAGCCUGGACAACCUGAAUCAAGUGCAAAACCAGCAUUAGAACUUGUUCGGUCUCCCUCUGUUCCUGGAGAAGAGGCUAAAGAGGAGGAAAAUUACAACAACCCUCCGUCUGUUGCUGCACCACAGCCUGGACAACCUGAAUCAAGUGCAAAACCAGCCUUAGAACUUGUUCGGUCUCCCUCUGUUCCUGGGGAAGAGGGCAAAGAGGAGGAAAAUUACAACAACCCUCCAUCUGUUGCUGCACCACAGCCUGGACAACCCGAAUCAGUCCUGCCAGAAGAAGACCGUGGGAAGAUUGCUUUGCUAGACAUGCAGACUCAGGGAGAGCUGUUUCAAACCCAGCAGCAGCUAGAGCAGCAGGAGGAAGAGCAGAGAGAGAAUGGGCAGAACAUCAAGACAAAACUGCAAGCACAGCUGCCUGAAGCUCAGAGGAAGACCAAAGCAGCUGAGGAGAGACAUGAGGAAGAAACAAAAAGCAUCCAAGAUGAAAUGAAUCUAUUUCAGCAGAGCGGGGAUCUGCAAAACGAGAUAAGGGAAACAGUGGCAGGAACUCCAGUCAAGAGACUUUCUCUCCCCCUCUGCUUACAGAACAGCAGGGAAAAGCUGCAAGCAGAACUGCAGAGAGCUUGGAGUGAGAUCAAGGCCAUGGGAGAAAGGCACGAGGAAGAAAUGAAAAAUAUCCAAGAGGAUGUGAAUCUCCUACUGCAGCAGAAGGAGACUCUACGAAAGCUGGUGGAAGAGUUGGCGUCUCAUCUGGCAGCCCCCAGACUGUCCCAGCAAGUGAUUGGCAACAAAGCUCAGCAAGGUCAGAGGAAGGGACAGGAACAGCCAAGGGAGGAGGUGCUGGAGGUUGAGCACUUACAGAAGAUGAUGGAGGAAAAGAAGACUCAAGAUGAGGAGAUCUACAUAGACUCUGUCAUUGAACCUACUGCUGCAAUAGCAUCGUCUAAAGAAGCCUCCACUCCCCAGCCUGAAAACUUGACAACGAGCAGUUGGCUCAGCUCAGACCAGGUGGAAGCUUUUCUGCAAGACAUGGUAGAGGAGGCGUCCCUGAACAUACUGAGAAGAAUGGUGAGCGUGGGUGAUCCUUUGCAGAAAUACAUUGAACUGGAAAACAUUGGCAGUGGGGCUUUUGGAGCUGUUUGUAAAGCACUUGACACUGCCACUGGAGGACAGGUGGCCAUAAAGAAAAUCAGUCUUCAAGAAACCAGCAAGGAACUAACUCUUAAUGAAAUCGAGGUCAUGAGGACAAAUAGGAAUUCCAACAUUGUUAACUAUUUGGACAGCUACAUUGUGGAGGAGGAACUCUGGCUGGUCAUGGAGUACGUGGAUGGAGGCACUUUAUAUGAUGUUAUCAGUGAGACAUGCAUGUCUGAAGGACAGAUGGCAGCUGUCAGUCGGGAGUGCCUGCAAGGACUAUAUUUCCUUCACUCAAAUGGGGUGAUCCACAGAGACAUAAAAAGUUCAAACAUUCUCAUCAGAACAGACGGAUCUGUCAAGUUGGCUGAUUUUGGCCUCUCUGCUCAGCUCAGCCUUGAUCAGAGUUAUCGGAACUCAGUGAUUGGGACUUCUUGGUGGAUGGCACCAGAAGUUGUGAUAAGCAAACCAUACGGUCCCAAAGUGGAUAUAUGGUCAUUUGGCAUCGUGGGACUGGAAAUGGUGGAAGGAGAAGUUCCUUACCAGAAUGAAACAUCUGUUCUGGCUCAGUACUUGAUAGCCACCGGAGGGGCACCCAAGCUGAAGAACCCCAAGCAAGUUUCCGCUUGGCUGCGUGACUUUCUGACCUGCUGCUUGGAGACAGACCAGGACAGGCGCUGGUCUGCCGAGGAACUCCUGCAGCAUCCAUUUGUAGAAUCAGCCAAGCCCGCCUCCAGCCUCGUGCCGCUUAUCACUGCAGUGAAGAAGUGGAAGGAAGAGACAAGACUCCAACAACCAGUCGAGGACCAUUUUCUUCAGUGGCAGCUCUAGGCAGGACUCAGAAUAAAAACUCCACGAAAUCUCAACUCA